UUAUUUCAUGAAAACAUUAUUCAAAUUAUAACAAUUACAAUACUGAAUUUUUGUUGGGCUCUUUAUGGAACUGUAGUACAAGCAAUUGAAGUCAAGCUGUCAUUAGGUGAUUUAGAUGGUCUCUCUCAAUGUGCAAAACAACCUAAUUUUACGCCAAACUUUUCGGGAAACGAUAUUCCAUGUGUUAUAGUACUCCUCCUUCUUGCAAUUGUCAUGUCUUUCCUUUCAUAUAAACUUUAUAAACAAUUUGGCUGGGUUAAUUAUAAGAAGAUCGGUG
Molecule: messenger RNA, 277 nt
Organism: Racocetra persica
Lineage: Eukaryota; Fungi; Glomeromycota; Glomeromycetes; Diversisporales; Gigasporaceae
Source: the annotation of a GenBank genome assembly